AUGUAAUUUUUAUGUUGGCGAGACUGAUUAUCACUGUAAGUAGUGGGAAUGCGUCGUGGGAAAGCCGAUCAUUUCCUCUUUUACAUUUGCAUGUCGUAGAUGGUAGUCGUUUUAAAAUAAUUGUAUAAAGAAAAAUGGUGAACGGCAGAGUACCUAAUGUAUGUUCAAAAACGUACGUGACGCCUAGACGUCCGUACGAAAAGGCGCGUCUCGAUCAGGAAUUGAGAGUUAUCGGCGAAUACGGAUUAAGGAACAAACGCGAAGUGUGGCGUGUCAAGUACACAUUGGCCAAAAUUCGAAAGGCUGCCCGAGAACUUUUAACCUUGGAAGAGAAGGAUCCGAAACGUCUUUUCGAAGGUAAUGCGCUUUUGCGUCGGCUGGUUCGUAUCGGAGUACUGGACGAAAAUAGAAUGAAGCUCGAUUAUGUCUUGGGUUUGAAAAUUGAAGAUUUCUUGGAACGUCGCCUUCAAACUCAAGUUUUCAAGUUGGGACUUGCAAAGUCGAUUCAUCAUGCUCGCGUUUUGAUUAGGCAGAGACACAUUCGCGUACGCAAGCAGGUUGUGAAUAUUCCUUCCUUUGUUGUUCGUUUGGACUCUCAAAAACACAUUGACUUCUCUUUGAAAUCGCCAUUCGGUGGUGGACGUCCAGGACGUGUUAAGAGGAAGAACCUCCGUAAGAGUGCGGCUGGUGGUGUUGUUGAAGAAGAAGAAGAUUAAACUGUAAUAUUUUACAAUAAAGACCUUCUAUAGUAA
Photinus pyralis (common eastern firefly) is the source of this 752-nucleotide messenger RNA. RefSeq names its product 40S ribosomal protein S9 (gene RpS9). Gene Ontology annotation, biological process: positive regulation of translational fidelity; translation. The transcript is spliced from 4 exons. The record is from RefSeq and is a predicted model, not a curated record. Bases 135 to 716 code for a protein of 193 amino acids. NCBI's taxonomy places the organism in Eukaryota, Metazoa, Arthropoda, Insecta, Coleoptera, Lampyridae. Gene Ontology annotation, cellular component: cytosolic small ribosomal subunit. Gene Ontology annotation, molecular function: rRNA binding; structural constituent of ribosome.